GUGACGCUGAGGAGACUACAAAUAAGGUGCACCGAACGGGACAACGCAUUGUUGAAACUUCAAGAAGGUACAGUGCUUCUUCAGACAGCAAGACAUCUAGAACAAUGACUCUAGACAUUGGAUCCUGGGACCUGGCGUGCGAGUUCAAUAACAUGGACCACCACACGGAGCUAAAUGGCACGGACCGGCUGAUUGUGAGGAGAGGACAGCCCUUCACUGUCAGCCUGAGCCUGCGCUCUGGCUCCUACCAGCCGGGAACCCACCAACUCUGCAUCACAGCAGACACGGGAAAACAGCCGAUGGAGGAGUAUGGCACCAGGGCUGUUUUUGGCCUGAGCGAUGUUAUUGAUAACACUCAUUGGAGUGCUGUGGUAACCAGUCCCCCUGCGGACACGAUCACCUUGUCCAUCUGUUCUGCCCCUGAUGCACCUAUUGGCCGCUACAUACUGACUUUGGACAGCCAGAUUCAGUUUGAGCUGAUCUUGCUGUUCAACCCUUGGUGUCCUCGUGAUGCAGUGUACAUGGACAGUAAAGACAAGCUAGAGGAGUAUGUUUUGGCUCAGGAUGGCAUCAUCUACAGGGGUGAUGCUAAAUAUCCUGUCCCUUUACCAUGGUACUUUGGCCAGUUUGAAGAUAGCAUUCUGGAUAUAUGUCUGAGAAUUCUGGAUGUGAACCCAAAAUACCAGAGGAAUCCUGGGAAAGACUGCUCUGGACGCAGAAACCCUGUAUACGUCACCAGAGUGCUCAGUGCUAUGGUGAACAGUAAUGACAGAGAUAAUGGGGUAUUAGUAGGCUGCUGGAAGAACUCAUUUGAAGAUGGAAUCAGUCCCAUGUCAUGGAAGGGGAGCGUGAACAUUCUAAGGAACUGGAAUUCCACUUCCUGUAUGUCUGUCCGCUAUGGUCAGUGCUGGGUGUUUGCAGCUGUUGCCUGUACUGUGUCUCGUGCUCUGGGGAUCCCGUGCAGAGUGGUGACUAACUACCUUUCAGCCCACGACACCAACACCAACCUGGUGAUUGAGCGCUACUAUGAUGAAAAGGGCCAGCUGUUGAACAGCACCAGAGACAUGAUUUGGAACUACCAUUGCUGGGUGGAAAGCUGGAUGACUCGCCCUGACCUGAAAGCAGGCUUUGACGGCUGGCAGGCCAGUGACCCCACACCCCAGGAGAAGAGUGAGGGGGUGUACUGUUGUGGGCCAGUCCCUUUGCAAGCGAUAAAGGAGGGCGAGCUCACGCUGAAGUAUGACGCUCCAUUCGUGUUUGCGGAGGUCAAUGCAGAUUUGGAAACGUACCUGAAGUAUAAGGAUGGCAGCAUGAAGAGGCUCUAUGACAAGAGCAAGGUUGGCCAGAAGAUCAGCACCAAGAGUGUGGGAAGUGACCAGCGAGAAGACAUUACACACCUAUACAAGUACGCAGAAGGUUCUGAUGAGGAGCGUGAGGUGUUUCAAAAAGCCAACCACCAAAACAAACUACUUAAGCAGCAGGACAACACUGGCCUCCACAUCACCAUCAAGGUCUCCGCGGAGAUGCGAAAAGGUUGUGACUUCGAUGUCUUCGCCUUGGUUACCAACAGCACAUCUGUGGAUAAGAAGUGCCGCCUGGUGUUUGCCUCCCGCGCUGUGGCCUACGAUGGAACUAUUGGGCAGGAGUGUGGGUUUAAAGACCUGCUGAAUGUGGAACUACCUCCUGGAGGAGAGCGGAAAGUCCCCCUGAGGUUGAACUACAGUAAAUACUGCAAUGCUAUAACUCAGGACAAUCUUAUCCGUCUUGGCGCCUUGCUUAUAGACUACAGCACCAGAGAUGCCAUUCUGGACAUGCGUACCAUUGUCCUUGAAAACCCAGAGAUCUGUAUCAGGAUCCUGGGAGAGCCAAAAGUGAACCGCAGACUGGCAGCAGAAGUUACCUUACAGAACCCACUAUCAGAACCAUUGGAGGCAUGUUGCUUCAGCAUAGAGGGAGCCAACCUCACUGGGAACAAGCCCAUAACAGAAAUGAUCCCAACCCGAGUGGAACCUGGUCAGGAAGUCAAGGCCAAAAUCUACUUCACACCCACCCAUUGUGGCGUACGCAAACUUUUGGUGGAUUUUAACAGCGACAAACUGGGACAUGUUAAGGGAUUCAGGAAUGUGAUCAUUGGCAAAUAAGUGCCCUUUAAUACUCCAGUAUAGCCAAGCUAGAAGAUGCUAGUGUGGGAAAGUGUUUGCACAGUGUUUGCACAGUGUUGCAAAGCUUGUGUUAAUGUAAAACAAGAAUGUGAAAAGCCAAAUUUAUAAUUUCUGUGUCAUGAAAUUGUGAGAAAUUCAUGUUCUGUAUUGGGUAUUAUUAACAUUAUAUUACUUUCUAAAACCAGGCUGUUAUAUGUAAUUCUAAUAAUACAUUAGUCUGGUCCUUUUUAAAUAAUCCUUUGUGAACCUUGAGAAUACUGUAAUACCAUGUAAGAACAUGCUGGUUGAGAAGAAAACGGUACUGAAAUGUGUAUUUUACUUCUAAGACUUGUCAGCAUGUAGGUGUUUUUGAGGACAUUUAGAAUAGAGCAUUACACACAUAUAUGGGGAUGACUAUGUGCACAUACAUUAAGGUGUACACAUGAACUAUGGCACUGCCCAUUUACUUUGGACUUAAUCAAACAUUACAAAUAGGAAAAACAUUUCAAUCUGUUGAGAGCAGUCUAUCACCAACUGGCAUUCCAGCAUUCAUGUCCUACAGCUAAUGCUACAUCUACUGACCUGGGCAAAGUUUAAUAGGCUUUCUCACAGCUUUACAUUGCAAAAUUUCAUAAAGUUCCCCCACUGACUAACACAAAGAAGGGCUUUUUAUACAGCUUCAGCAUUAUCAUUCAACUUCCAUUUGGCAACGAUUGUGAAAUUGACAGUGUUUGUAUAAGGAGGUGUGGUGAAAAAAGAACACCUACAAACCUACAGUAUAUGCAAAGAACAAUAGUAAUUUUCAGUUCAGAUCUGACCUGGAGCUUUAAAAGAUCAUGGACCUUUAGCUCAGGAAGUGAGUGUUCAUAUUAAUAAAAUUAAAUAUGUACCAAAUAUG
Molecule: messenger RNA, 3039 nt
Organism: Electrophorus electricus (electric eel)
Lineage: Eukaryota; Metazoa; Chordata; Actinopteri; Gymnotiformes; Gymnotidae
Gene: tgm2b
Product: transglutaminase 2b
Biological process (GO): peptide cross-linking
Cellular component (GO): mitochondrion
Molecular function (GO): protein-glutamine gamma-glutamyltransferase activity
Source: RefSeq, a predicted model, not a curated record